UCCAAUGUGCCGCAGAUGAAGGAGAAGCUUGGUCAACAGAACAUUCCCUAUAAGGUCAUGAUUGAAGAUGUGCAGAAGCUGAUUGACAGCCGACCUGUGAGUGACAACAAGGCAAGGGCAAUAUCCCUGGACACGUAUACAUAUACCGAAUACCAUCCGAUGGAUGAGAUUUAUACCUGGAUGGAACUUAUUAAAGACAAACACAGUAAUUUGGUGGCACAACAUCUCCUGACACAUACAUAUGAGGAGCGUCCCAUCUAUUACUUCAAAAUCGGAUUCCCCGCAGCCAGAACAAAGAAAGUUAUAUUCAUGGACUGCGGUAUCCAUGCUCGGGAAUGGAUUGCUCCCGCGUACUGCCAGUGGUUUGUGAAAGAGAUGCUUGCAAGACAGAACGAACCUUUGAUAAACAAGCUCCUGAAGCAAGUAGAUUUCUAUGUCGUACCUGUGCUAAACAUCGAUGGAUACAUUUAUUCCUUUACUACAGAUCGUCUCUGGAGAAAGAACCGUUCACCACAUGAUAAUGGGACCUGUCAUGGAGUAGACCUUAAUCGGAACUUUGAUUCAAAUUGGGGCACCAUAGGCACGUCGCUGGAAUGCGAGAACAUAGUCUACUGUGGACCAAGACCGGCUUCUGAGUUAGAGACGCAAGGUGUGGUCCGUCUUUUGGAGCCAAUGAAAUCCAAUACUCUCAUGUACUUAACCAUACAUUCCUUUGGACAAUAUAUUCUCCUUCCAUACGGACAUACAUUUUUCCCAUCUGUGAAUCAUUAUGAAAUGACAAAAGUCGCAGAGAAAGCAGCUGAUGAACUGAAAAAAUUAUAUAACACUGAAUACACGGUGGGAUCUUCAUCUGUCGUAUUAUAUCACACCUCCGGAUCUUCGGCAGACUGGGCAAGUGAUCAGGAUAUUCCGUUCAGUUACGUCUAUGAGCUGAGAGACGAGGGAUCCUUCGCCUUUGAGCUGCCAGCUGAUCAAAUUGAACCCACUUGUGAGGAAACGUGGAUCUCCAUGGUGUCAUUGUUUGAGUACUUAAAUGAAAAGCACUUUGGACCACUUGAAGAUGAUAACGACGGUGCAGCUGCCCUCAGUACACACUGGCUCCAUAUGAUCAUUUCCUUUUCUGUCUGCAUGUACUAUGCUCUGAUACGUUAA
Pseudophryne corroboree (corroboree frog) is the source of this 1152-nucleotide messenger RNA. RefSeq names its product carboxypeptidase O-like. Gene Ontology annotation, molecular function: zinc ion binding; metallocarboxypeptidase activity. The transcript has 9 exons. Lineage: Eukaryota; Metazoa; Chordata; Amphibia; Anura; Myobatrachidae. Bases 16 to 1152 code for a protein of 378 amino acids. Gene Ontology annotation, biological process: proteolysis. The record is from RefSeq and is a predicted model, not a curated record.